GGAAGGUAAUGUUGUGAUUCUGCACCGUCUGCUAAAGAACUUUUCCAUUUAAACAAUUGUUACUACUGUUAUGGAGCUAAGUAAAUUGGCUUUAGAUGGCAUUUCUACAGCAGGGAAUACCACUGAAAUUUCUGAUCAAUCAUAUAAUCUUAUAUUAAAUGAUAUAUUCGAAACUACUACUUCUGUUAAGAAUUUAAAAGCUGGAAAUAAAAAUAAUAUCAGAUCUUCUACAGAAAAAGCAGCACAUAGUGGGUUAUUGAGUCUUGUCUUAGAAGCCGCAAAGCAUAAUGUUGAUUCUUCUUCAAUCAGUUCUGUAUUGGAAGAUUGUAGAUGGGAUGUGAAUCGAAUUUCCUCUUUUAUAAAUAAAUUUCAGGAAGAUAAAGAAAAAAUUCAGUCUGCCUUAUCAAUGAUUGGUAAAAGUUAUAAUCACAUAGUAGGUGUUCAGUGGCGCCAAGAUUUUAGAAUAAAGUCCAAUAAUUGUGAGAAAAUAUGUGAACCCAGUUAUAUUAUAUCAUUAGAAGCUUGGAAUCCACACAUCAAUUCUGGAGAGGAUAUCACUUUCAGCUGCAAUAUGGAACAGCUAGAAGAUUUAGUCUUGAAGUUAAAAGAUGCUACAAAAUGUAUCGAAAGGAAUGCAGUUUGAAAUUGCCUUUUAUACAGAAAUGCCAAACAAAACUGUGUCUCUGAUUUAUACAGUGAACAAGUUGUUGAAUGGACAGCAAAUUAAGAACAAUUAGAAUGAGAUGAUAAUAUUAUGUACUUUGUAUGUGAAUGUGUUUUUUUAAUCCAAGUUAAAGAGCUGAUUUAUAUUAUUUAUUACUGAAUAAAUGUAAUAUUUGCAGCAUA
This is a messenger RNA of Argiope bruennichi, 846 nucleotides long. Its product is annotated as COMM domain-containing protein 3-like. The transcript has 8 exons. Lineage: Eukaryota; Metazoa; Arthropoda; Arachnida; Araneae; Araneidae. The record is from RefSeq and is a predicted model, not a curated record. The coding region runs from base 71 to 643 and encodes 190 amino acids. Gene Ontology annotation, biological process: sodium ion transport.